This is a messenger RNA of Oreochromis niloticus (Nile tilapia), 952 nucleotides long. RefSeq lists its product as uncharacterized. Bases 269 to 943 code for a protein of 224 amino acids. The record is from RefSeq and is a predicted model, not a curated record. The transcript is spliced from 7 exons. Lineage: Eukaryota; Metazoa; Chordata; Actinopteri; Cichliformes; Cichlidae.
CAGAGUAAACCUAUUUUAACCUAGAUAGAGUAUUUACAACUCUAUGAGGAGUAAACCAGCUCUAACAUCAGAGUUAAAAGUCAGUGUAAAGUUUGUUAGACACUCAGUGAAGACUUAACUCCACACAGUGUUGAUUAGUACCAGUCCGCAGGCGUGUGCGGUCUCAGAGCUCUGAUGCGCAUGGAAUUUUCUCCGGAGAGUUGCCGCAGUCAGAAAGGUUUAAGAGUAUGCAAAAACCAAAUCUCUGAGAGAUGCAACCAGAAGACGGAUGAGAAACAUACUUGAGGCUGAGAUGACAGAAACACAUGGCGUAAGAGUGAUGUAUGUGCAGGGGAUUGUUGCUCUGUCUCCAUAUCUGGAAGACCCAUAUUCACAACAUGGAUAUGAACAUUACUACGAUCCAGAGAGCGGUUCAGGAUACCUUGAAUGGUCUUCAACCGCCAUGCAAAGAAAAGCUGCGGAGGAAAGAAGCGUCUCAGUUUGCAAAUCUCCCAAAAUUGGUGGUCCAGGCCAUGGUCGAUCCAGACCACUCACCACUCAGACAGUGUUAUCAGAUGAGGAUGUAAGAGCAGCUAUUGCUCUUUUGAGACACUCUGCUGAUGAAGACAUCUGUGAAAAGAUGAAAGCUACCUUCAUUUAUCGGCAUUCAAUGGUCAACGAUGAAAAGAAUGCAGCAGAUGUCUUCAUAGGCCUGAUGCGGUUUCUGGACACACCAGGACUGAUAGAACAAGAUUUCCGACUCCUGUUUUGUGAGGUCACUGCCAGAAAAUCCUUGGAGAGGUGGCCCAUCAAUCUCAAAGCAAAGGUUGUAAAGGAAAGUCAUGGACUUGUCUCCACCUCAGAGCUCUUGGAGUUAAUGUGCAAUGCUGAGUCAGGCUGGGACAGUGACAUGUCUACUAUCUUGCUGCUGCUACAUCUGCUACCACCAUUUGCACAAUGGUGAAAGAGACAG